Molecule: messenger RNA, 1713 nt
Organism: Oxyura jamaicensis (ruddy duck)
Lineage: Eukaryota; Metazoa; Chordata; Aves; Anseriformes; Anatidae
Product: SAM and SH3 domain-containing protein 3-like
Exons: 8
Coding region: 400-1542 (380 amino acids)
Biological process (GO): positive regulation of adaptive immune response; positive regulation of immunoglobulin production; positive regulation of B cell proliferation
Cellular component (GO): cytoplasm; nucleus
Molecular function (GO): protein binding
Source: RefSeq, a predicted model, not a curated record
GCGCGGGGCUGACCUGCGGGUGCAGGGGACAUCCCAGCCCCAGCGUCCCAUGAAGGGGUUGGCCAAGGAGCACGAAGGGCCACGAGGAGGGGGCACAGCAGACAGGCAGGGGACCCUCCUCUUCUACCCGGGGGGAACACCGAGCCCAUCCACGGCACUGCCGGUGGGCACCGGGGCGCGAGGCUGGCACCCCUCUCAGGGGCCCCGGGCAGGGCGGCCGCUUCGAGGAGGUCUUCCUUCCUCCUGGCCCAGCUAGCGAGCCCCGAGCUGCGCCGCUGCAAGCACCUCUCAUGUGACCGCUGGCUUCCUGUGCGCUUCCCGGCCUCGGUGCCGGCGCCUCGGUACGUGCCCUGCCAGGCGCUGCUCCAGCGCUGCGCUCUGCCCCGGGGCCCCAGCACCAUGCUGCGCCGCAAGCCCUCCAACGCCAGUGACAAGGAGCCGUGCCACAGGAAGCUCUCCCUCCAGCGCUCCAGCAGCUUCAAGGACUUUGCCAAGGCCAAAGUCAGCUCCCCUGUGGCGAGCGAGAAGGAGUUCAAUCUGGAUGAGAAUAUCCCCGAGGAUGAGCCCAGCAGCGCUGCCCCCGAGGAGGCGGCGCGGAGCAGCGGGAUGAAGCUGGGCAAGAAGUGGCGGGCCGUCAUCUCCCGCACCAUGAACCGCAAGAUGGGCAGGAUGGCGGUGAAGGCGCUGGCCGAGGGGAAGCAGGCAGAGGCGGAGGAGGAGGGGUCCCCGUCCCCACUGUCCCCAGCCAGCAGCACGGAGGAGCCGAGCCACGAGAAGGUGCCCCUGUCCUACCUGGAGAUGGAGGAAGACGCGCACCCGGCCGUCAGCCGGCAGCUGUCCAGCGGCAGCGAGGCGUCCAGCCCCAGCCCCAACAACCGGGACAGCCUGCGGCUGGAGGACAGCGGCCCGGCCUACACAGGCCCCUUCUGCGGCAGGGCCCGCGUCCACACGGACUUCACGCCGAGCCCCUACGACAAGGACUCGCUGAAGCUGCGGAAAGGGGACAUCAUCGGCAUCAUCGAGAAGCCGCCCGUGGGCACCUGGACGGGGCUGCUCAACAACAAGGUGGGCUCCUUCAAGUUCAUCUACGUGGACAUCAUCCCCGAGGAGAUGGCCCCUGCCCGCAAGAGCCGGGGCCAGGGCAAGAGCAAGCGGCCCAAGCCCAAGACGCUCCACGAGCUGCUGGAGCGCAUCAACCUGCAGGAGCACACCUCCACCCUGCUACUGAACGGCUACCAGACCCUGGAGGACUUCAAGGAGCUGCGGGAGACCCACCUCAACGAGCUGAACAUCACGGACCCCCAGCACCGCGUCAAGCUGCUCACGGCCGCCGAGCUCCUCCUGGAUUAUGACACAGCGAGCGAGUCGGAGGAAGGUGACAGCUCUGAAGCCCAGCCUUCGCCCUCGGAGCCCAAGGGGGACAUCCCGCGGGACUCGGGUUGCUUCGAAGGAUCCGAGACCCUGGACGGCAGCCGGGAGGAGGCCGAGCUGGCAGGCCCUGAGGGGCAGCUGGGGGCUUUGUCCCCAGCGGAGUCCUCCUGAUCCCCCAAAGCGCUUUGCCGGCUCUGGCCCAGCAGUGGACAGGAGGGGAAGCUUGCCGGGGUGCGGGCAAGCCCCAGGGAUGGGACCCCAUGGCAGGAGCUGCUCUGCAGGCGGGCUCAGCCCCCGAGGUUUGCUGCCCCGGGAUGUUCUGUGCUGCCUCACACCACGGCC